GGAAGUGGUGCGCAGGAGGCGUCGUUUUUAAAGUUAACGGCUGACGUUGUUGUCUUGGAGCUGCGGUCCGACCUGUAAACAAUAGCACGAAACUAACAACUAAUACACUUUCCAGUGAUGUUAUCGUGAUGGAUGAACUAUAGCAGCGAACCGACUCCAGUGCAGAUUUGGUGCUUCCUCCUUGACUUGAAACGGAUCACAUCAUGGACCACCUGGAUUUCUCAGAAGAAGAAAUUCAACAUCAGCUGGCGGCCCUGGGAUACAAAAACAUACCGAAACACAGACUGCGUGAAUUCAAGCAAGAUCUUGAUGAACUAGUCCGACAUGGAGAAUGGAAGACUCUGGCCCCCUCCCCUCAGAUGAACCCCUCCACUUCACAGCCGAGUCCUCCUGCCUUCACCAAAGAGAAAGUCAGUAAUUGCCACUUUAAAGACUCCAGGGAAGGAUUCUUCUUACAUCCUGGACAAGCAGAACAUGACAGACAGGUUCUGACCACCUGUGAGAACAGAGACCUCCGACAGGGCUGCAGUGAUUCUUACGCUCAGCACUCGGUGUCUCUGAACCCCCGGCGGCCCGCAGGAGCUCCGGGUCGGCUGCAGGAGGAGGAGGAUCCUGACGAGACCCUCCACCCCCUCCUCUCUGACAACCUCCACCCCCCCCUCACUGACAGCCUCUCCUCCACCCCCGACUCCCACAGGGGACACUUCAUCAAGAGAAAAGUCCUCAGGAAACAUAAAGGACAAUCGCUCGUCUGCGAUGAAUCGAUCUACAGUGAAGACUCAGACGCAGCGAGCUUUCUGGAUGAGCGUCUGGCCGAUCUGCGUUUAUCACCGUCGUCUCAGAGAGACUUUGAGACGGAGAACGAAGACGUCAGCGGUCGGAGCGAAACUCAGAGCUCAGACAUAGAGGAAGGCUCUCUGAGUGCCUUCGAAUCCUACAUCAGAGGCAUGACUCGGGCUAAAAGUGACGGUGACCUCAGACCCAAACCCAAAUCCUUCAUCAGACCCGUGAUGAAUCAGCAAACUAUAAAGAAGACGGACCCGGUAGCCAAGUACUUCCAGUAUAAGCAGCUCUGGGAAAUGUUCAAGCUUCCAGGAGAGAGCGACAGGAGAGCUAUCCGCAUGGAGAUAAAGGAGCAACUUGCAUACCAACCUCCAGCGCCUAAACCUCGGAGGGUUUUUGUUCCGAACUCCUACGUGGUGCCGACGGAGAAGAAGCGCUCGGCUCUGCGAUGGGAGAUCAGAAACGAUUUAGCCAACGGGCUUCUUCCUCACAGAUUCAGCUACAGAUGA
Messenger RNA from Trematomus bernacchii (emerald rockcod), 1292 nucleotides. Its product is annotated as hydrolethalus syndrome protein 1. Gene Ontology annotation, biological process: cilium assembly. The record is from RefSeq and is a predicted model, not a curated record. The transcript has 12 exons. NCBI's taxonomy places the organism in Eukaryota, Metazoa, Chordata, Actinopteri, Perciformes, Nototheniidae. Gene Ontology annotation, cellular component: centriole; non-motile cilium. Bases 204 to 1292 code for a protein of 362 amino acids.